AAUGGAGCAAAAAAUAAUAGAGUCGUCAAUGUAGAUGCUCGGGCGGGUUUAAUGUUGGUGAUUUUCAAGUGAGAUGAACUUUAAUCAGCUUGUCAGACAGAAAUAUUUAGUCCAGCUUUAAAGCGUUUGUCUUGCCGCUCACUCCGGCAAACUCAAGUAAGUCGUCGAUGUUUUUCUGUUUUAAGGUGACGUGGAGCAGGACCUCUUCCUCAACGCUCCCGUCGCUACAGUCGUCCCUGUACCCGGAUAUGAGCGCACCGUGUGCAUAAACCGCUGGGACUGUUCGUCGUGGAUCGCCGGGAUGUGCGGCUGUAAAUCCGCACACUGAGCUCCAGCGUCGGGGCGCAGAGGAGCCUGCCGGGGCCUGGAGUCUUAGGAAUCCGGCGGACGGACUGGUUUUGUGGCAUCCGCAGUGUCAGGGGGAUAUGCGGCGUGGAACAGGACACCUGCCUGGUGCCUGCCAGAGGACAAUGGACCUGCACUGCGUCUUGAUCCUGUGGCUGUUCUCAGGCUGGGCAAUGGGCUACAAACAGGGGGACAACGUGACUCUGUAUGUCAACAAAGUGGGCCCUUAUCAUAACCCCCAGGAGACGUAUCACUACUACACCCUGCCUGUGUGCAGGCCAGAGAAGGUGCACCACAAGUCCCUGAGCCUGGGAGAGGUGCUGGAUGGGGACAGGAUGGCAGAGUCACUCUAUCACAUUCAGUUUAAAGAAAACAAACCGAAAACAACUGUCUGCCAACUGACACUUUCAGAGAAGCAGGUGGACCAGCUUCGUGAAUCUAUUGAGGAGCUGUACUAUUUUGAAUUUGUCCUGGAUGAUAUUCCGAUCUGGGGGUUUGUGGGAUACAUAGAGGAGAGCGGCUUUCUGCCUCACAGCCACAAGGUGGGUUUGUGGACUCACCUAGAUUUCAACAUCGAGUAUAAUGGCGACAUGGUCAUCUUUGCCAAUGUCUCCGUGAAGGACGUCAAACCCUUUCCCCUCGAAGAAGGGGCAGGUGCAGCAGUCGGAGGUGUGGGUGUGGGCGGAGGCAGUCUGACAGUCACCCACACCUACAGCGUGCACUGGUUCGAGUCCCCACUACCUUACGCUCGCAGAGCCGAGCGCCUCAGAGACUACUCGUUUUUCCCCAAAACACUGGAGAUCCACUGGCUGUCCAUCAUCAACUCUCUAGUGCUGGUGGUGCUGCUGCUGGGAUUUGUGAUCAUCAUCCUCAUGCGGGUCCUUAAGAAUGACUUUGCCAGGUACAAUGUUGAGGAGGAGGGUGGCUGUGAUGAUCUGGACCAGGGAGACAACGGCUGGAAGAUCAUACACACUGAAGUCUUCAGGUUCCCUCCUUACAAAAGCCUGCUCUGCGCCAUUCUGGGAGUGGGUGCACAGUUCCUCACCCUUGCUACAGCGAUCAUCCUGAUGGCGUUGCUGGGAACGUUCAAUGUGCACCGCCAUGGAGCCAUCAACUCUGCAGCCAUCGUCUUGUACGCUCUGACCAGCUGCGUGUCAGGAUACAUUUCAUGCAGCUUCUACACGCAGAUCAACGGCCAGCGCUGGGUGUGGAACAUCAUUCUUACGUCGUCGCUCUUCUCCGCUCCUCUGUUCCUGACGUGGAGCAUUGUGAACUCCGUCCACUGGUGGAGCGGCUCCACUCAGGCCCUGCCGGCUACCACGGUGCUGCUCCUGUUGGGCGCGUGGGUGCUGGUGGGCUUCCCACUCACAGUCAUCGGUGGCAUCAUGGGAAAGAACCGAGCCGGCAGCUUCCAGGCACCCUGUCGCACGCGCAACAUCCCCCGACAGAUACCCACGCAGCCGUGGUACAAGCACACAGCUGUGCACAUGGCCAUUGGUGGAUUCCUGCCAUUCAGUGCCAUCUCAGUGGAGCUGUACUACAUAUUUGCCACAGUGUGGGGAAGAGAGCAUUACACCCUGUAUGGCAUCCUGCUGUGCGUCUUUGCCAUCCUCCUCUCGGUGGGCGCCUGCAUCUCUGUGGCACUCACCUACUUCCUGCUGUCAGGCGAGGACUACCGGUGGUGGUGGCGGAGCGUGCUAAGCACAGGCUCCACAGGCGUCUUCAUCUUCGUCUACUCCGUCUUCUACUACAGAAACCGGUCAUCUAUGAGCGGCCCGGUACAAAGCACAGAGUUCUUUGGCUACUCCCUGCUCACAGCACUGGUCUUCUCGCUGAUGCUGGGCAGUGUGUCGUUCUGGGCCUCGCUAGCAUUUAUCCGCUACAUCUACCGUAGCCUCAAGAUGGACUAGACAUUGAACACAAACACACAACUAUAAAAAAAAAAAACAUUUUCUUGUUGGACAAUCUUCAUUCUCCUCUCUUACUCUCUCUUACCCACACAUAUAGAUACUAAGGGGUUAAUGGGAGGAGAAACUGGGGCAUUUAUGUUGAUUUGAGGAAAUCCAAUGGAGAAGCUGGAACUGUCAUUGCUGGCAAAAGUGACAGCUGAUUGGUGGAAUGGAUAAAUGAAUGGACAUGAUCGAAUUGGUAGAGGGUAAUCUUAUUAAAUGGUAACAUGGGAUAUUACAGAACAAAGAAUGCCCCACUAGGCCUGAAUGGGUAAAAAGACUAGUGUAUAUGAAUAAGCUUAUUCACUGUACACAAGGCAUCAUCUGUUCUGGUUGUUAUAUAGUCUGUUCCAGGCUUGACCAGAUUGAAAUCUUCCAGUAGUAAACUGGAUAUUCACUGAGACAUGUGAAGGAUAGUUUAGUUUAUUGGUUACAUUGUAGUGCAAGUAUUACUACUCUAAACAGCCUUCACAUAAAAUGUGGCAUGCUGUUAAAUGACAAAGUCACUUGCACUGGUUCUGUCAAGCUACAUGUGGCCCAACAGUAAAAAGGAACGGUACUAAAUGUUGGAGAAGCAAUAGUGUAUGAAAUGGUCAGUUAACCAAUCUUGAUUUUGUUGUAAAUAUACAGUAGACUUUUCAAUAAAACAUUUUAAUAAAAAAUUGCAAUGAGAUAUCAAUACACAA
Betta splendens (Siamese fighting fish) is the source of this 2980-nucleotide messenger RNA. RefSeq names its product transmembrane 9 superfamily member 1 (gene tm9sf1). Lineage: Eukaryota; Metazoa; Chordata; Actinopteri; Anabantiformes; Osphronemidae. The transcript has 9 exons. The record is from RefSeq and is a predicted model, not a curated record. The coding region runs from base 426 to 2255 and encodes 609 amino acids. Gene Ontology annotation, biological process: protein localization to membrane. Gene Ontology annotation, cellular component: membrane.